Paramormyrops kingsleyae is the source of this 2183-nucleotide messenger RNA. Lineage: Eukaryota; Metazoa; Chordata; Actinopteri; Osteoglossiformes; Mormyridae. The record is from RefSeq and is a predicted model, not a curated record.
CCGGCGGACCGCCCUCACUACAAAACCAAACAAAACUACAAAACUAGAAAUUCACCAAGCGACGACCAAACAGGGAUGACCAUUUAAAUUCGGCUAUCUACAUGGUGAUACAAUAGCAGAAUAUCUGAAAGCUGUGAGCUAGUGAGGACAUGCAUGGGCCAAGCUGGGCGAAACACAUGGCCUGGAAAGUUUGACAAGACGUGUUUUGUAGAAGGACUGCACAUCUCAUCUAUUUUCAUUGAGGCCUCAUAAGGGCCCCCUCCCAUGACUGAUCUCACUCCCCAGCAUAAUGGCUGGAUUCUCCAUGGCAGAACCGAUGUGUCUGAUUGAAAAUGGCAAGGAUGGCAAGCUGUGCGUCCAGCCUAAAGCACUCCAGAUCCUGGAGCAAAUCGGACAGCGAGUUGUGGUUGUGGCAGUGGUAGGACUCUAUCGCACUGGCAAGUCUUACCUCAUGAACCAGCUGGCUGGAAAGAGGAAUGGAUUUGCCCUGGGAGCCACCAUACAGUCCAAAACUAAGGGCAUCUGGAUGUGGUGUGUACCUCACCCUGUUAAAAAGGACCACACUCUGGUGCUCCUGGACACCGAGGGGCUGGGCGACGUGGAGAAGGGAGAUCAGAAAAAUGACACAUGGAUAUUUUCCCUGGCUGUACUGCUGAGCAGCAUGCUGGUGUAUAAUAGUAUGGGAACCAUCGAUAACGACGCCCUGCAGCGCUUACACUAUGUCACAGAACUGACAGAGCACAUCAAGGUGAAAUCACAGCAGGAUGAAGAUGAAGAUGAAUCCACUGAGUUCUUACGAGUCUUUCCCUCCUUUGUAUGGAGCGUCAGAGAUUUCAGUCUUACUCUAGAGCUCGAUGGGAAGCCAAUUACCGCUGAUGAGUACCUGAACAAUGCGUUGAUGUUAAAACCUGGUCAUUCAAAAGCUGUCCAGAUGUACAACAUGCCUCGCAGCUGCCUUAGGAAUUAUUUCCCCACCCGCAAGUGCUUUGUGUUUGACCGUCCUGCAACGACAGAAAAAAUGCGCAUUCUAGAUACACUUGCUGACGCAGACUUGGAUCCCAGCUUUGUGAAGCAGGUCAGGGAGUUCUGCUGUCAUGUCUUCAGCACCGCUGAAAGCAAAACUCUGAAAGGAGGUGUCCAUGUGACAGGCACAUCGCUGGGGAACCUGGCAAAGAUCUAUGUGGAUGCAAUCUGCAGCAACCAGAUCCCUUGUUUAGAAAAUGCAGUGCUGAGCUUGGCACAGAUUCAGAAUGCCAAAGCAGUAGUUCAGGCCAUAGAUCACUACAAUGCUCAGAUGGCGGAGAGGGUUGCCUACCCGACUGAAUCACAAGAGGAACUGUCACAAAUUCACCACGUCGUAGAGAAGGAGGCACUGAAGAUUCUCAUUGACUGCUCCUUCAAGGAUGAUGAUCAGAAAUAUCAACAAAAGCUCUUGCAAAAUCUGGACGAGAUAUAUGCGGAAAUCUUGAUCAAAAACAUAGAGCAAUCCAAGAAAGUUUGUGAGUCCAUCAUCAAGCAUGUUUUCCAACCUCUAGAAGAUCAGCUUAGCUCUGGCCGCUACGUGUCACGCGGAGGGUACAAAGCCUUCUGUGCUGACAUGCAGAGAUUCAUCAAUCGGUACAGAUCAACACCUGGCAAAGGGGUGCAGGCUGAAGAAGCCCUGAAGAAAUAUUUGGAUGGGAAAAAGGCCUUUCAGGACUCCAUACUGACCGCUGACCAGUCUCUCACUGAAGCUGAGCGCCAGAUCCAAGCUGAACAGGCAAAGGCUCAGGCCCUUGAGCAGCAGCAUCGUGCUGAGAAGGAGAUUAAUAAUAUGUAUCAGAAACUGUUAAAGGACCAGGAGCAGAGCUACAAUGAACUUAAUCAGCAGCUGAUGCAGAAAAUGGAGGAAGACAGGCAGAAUGCCGCAAAGGAGUAUGACAGAGUACUGUCAGCUAAACUGAAGGAACAAGAGGACCUUAUCAGCCAGAGCUUCAAGGAGAGAGCAGAACUUAUGCAACAAAGCAUUGAUACCCUCAAGCAGGAGAAGAGAGCAAUGGAAUCAAAUAAGCCUUCAGUGCUUGGCAACGUUCUAGAUACUGUAGGAACCAUUGCCAUGUUUUUACCGGGGCCCAUUUCAAAAGUCGUUGGCGUUGCUUCUUCACUGUUAUCACGAUUGUUUUAAAUAAAGUUGCUCCCUAGGG